Messenger RNA from Brenthis ino (lesser marbled fritillary), 753 nucleotides. Lineage: Eukaryota; Metazoa; Arthropoda; Insecta; Lepidoptera; Nymphalidae. The record is from the annotation of a GenBank genome assembly.
AUGCUCAGUGCAUCGGAUAUAUCUACUGUAUCGUCUGUCAUCGUGGUGUUGCGACCCUUGGAAGCGGCUACAAAAGAAAUUUCGGGUGAUAAAUACUGCACAAGUAGUAAAAUUAUUCCCUUAGUUCGUUGCAUGCUCUCUAAAAUAACUUCAGCUGUUAUAGAAGAUCCCGUAGCGAAGGAGGUGCAAAAACUUGCUAUUAAUGAAAUAAAUAAAAGAAUGGGUUCUAUAGAACAUGUGAGUGCUCUUGCUAUCGCAAGUAUUCUAGAUCCACGGUUCAAAAGAAUACAUUUCAAUGAUGCAAUAGCUUGUUCGAAUGCUGUUUCGAAAAUUAAGGAUAUAAUGAAGAAGAAUUUGCAAAGCAAUGAAGAACCUGAGUCAGAUUCUGAUAAAUCUGAUAAAAAUGAAGAGGUCUUUUCAUUAUGGACUGAUCACCAUAAGUUAGUGCAUCGUAACUGGAAAAUUAACAAAUCUGAAGAUGUUUUGUCUGACGAACUUUCAGUUUAUCUCAGAAGUCCUGUUGGAAGACUGAACGAAAAUCCGUUAGAAAUCUGGAGGGAUUAUAAAAUACAAUUCCCGAAGCUGUACAAAAUAGCUUUCAAGUAUUUGACAAUAGUUGGCACGUCAGUACCUUCAGAAAGACUUUUUUCACAGGCAGGGCUAGUUUUGACUGAACGAAGGAACCGAUUGAAGGGGAAAAGAUUAAGUAAACUUUUAUUUUUACAUAGCAUUGACAAAAAAUAUUGGAAUAUG